This is a messenger RNA of Aphanomyces invadans, 1338 nucleotides long. RefSeq lists its product as hypothetical. The coding region runs from base 1 to 1338 and encodes 445 amino acids. NCBI's taxonomy places the organism in Eukaryota, Oomycota, Saprolegniomycetes, Saprolegniales, Verrucalvaceae. Gene Ontology annotation, molecular function: 3'-5'-RNA exonuclease activity. The transcript is spliced from 10 exons. The record is from RefSeq and is a predicted model, not a curated record.
AUGCAGUUUGCCAUGGCAGAUGAUGGCACCCACCAUGUCGUGGACGCGCCGUUGCCCACAGCACCGAUAACUUUAAACAGCCGGCCGGCCACCUAUCGCACCUCGUAUGGCCGUCGAGGCAGUGGUGGCGGUCGUAAUCGAGGGGGUGGAAGUGGUGGGCGCGGGCACGCACCAUCUCGGGCACCAGACACAGUCGACAUCUUUUCGCCCAUUCCCGACUGCGGACGCGUAUACACUGUGUACGACAUGCCGUCGGCAGACGGCGGGGACGUCUCCGCCACGACAAGUCCAUUUCGAGUUGUGUCGUUCAACGUGUUGGCUGACUACCUGGCGACCAGUCCCGACGGAAACCUGGGUCACAGCCAUCCGAGCCAAAAGUGGAAGUUCCAGUGGUCCUUUCGUUGCACGCGGCUGCUGCGCGAGAUGCUCGCCUGGAACGCUGCCGUGAUUUGCCUGCAAGAAGUGGAUCACUUCGACGACUUUUUCGAGCCUGAGCUUCGCAAGUACGGCUACAUUGGAAAGCACAAGAAGCGCACUGGAGCCGACACCCACGACGGAUGCAGCAUCUUCAUCAAGGAAGAUCUGUUUGAAAUCGUGGAUGAGAUCGAAGUAGACUUCCACAAGCCCGGCCAUGCCAUCCUCGACCGGCAUAACGUAGCGCUGGUCCUUGUGCUCGCGUUCAAGCCGACAAAAGACGUGGUCGUGGUGGCGACGACCCAUAUCCUCUUCAACCCUCGCCGCGGCGAUGUCAAGCUGGCCCAGCUGCAACUCCUCCUGAGCACCAUCCAAGCCCUCAACACCCCCCACGUGAUUCUGUGUGGCGACUUUAAUCUCACGCCCAAGAGCGCAUUGUACGAAUUUCUGUCGAAAGGCGCCUUGGACGGAACGACCGUCUCGUCGUGUGAUGCGUCCGGACAGUAUGCACACCGAAACUCGUACUUUCACAACGAUGUCCAUCCAGAAGAAGGCAAUGGAAUCGAGCGCCACCAAGGCGCAGGUACCGCCGCCUAUCGCUUCGGCGCCACGCCGUCGUUACAACUGCGCCGUCGUCCGUCACGUGCUCACGAGUGUUUGGGAAUUCGCGCUGUACACGAGUUGAACUUGGCAAGUGCGUAUGCCCAGCACCCCACCGACGCCACCAGUGGCGAGCCCUUUGCCACGUCGUACCACGAUCGAUUCUUGGGUACUGUCGACUACAUUUGGUAUGCCAACAUGGUAUGCGUGGGGGUCAUGGAAUUGCCGCCAGUGUCAUUUUUCCGCGGCAUUCGGGCCUUGCCAACGAGAGACCUUGGCAGCGACCACUUGUCCCUCGUCGCGGACUUUGCCUUUCGCAGCUGA